Molecule: messenger RNA, 9481 nt
Organism: Sciurus carolinensis (gray squirrel)
Lineage: Eukaryota; Metazoa; Chordata; Mammalia; Rodentia; Sciuridae
Gene: Ncoa3
Product: nuclear receptor coactivator 3
Exons: 23
Coding region: 1243-5508 (1421 amino acids)
Biological process (GO): positive regulation of transcription by RNA polymerase II; cellular response to hormone stimulus
Cellular component (GO): nucleus
Molecular function (GO): nuclear receptor binding; protein dimerization activity
Source: RefSeq, a predicted model, not a curated record
AGGGGCGGGUGCGAGGCGCGGGCAGAGGGCGCGGCGCCCGGGCUGUCGCGAGCCGCGGCUCGGGCUCGGGCUCCGGCGAGGCGCGGAGGGGCGCGCCGGGCGGCCGGGGCCACGCCGCUCCCUCCGCUCGGCAGCCCGCGCGGGCGGACCGGAGCCCGGGCGGGGCGGCAGCGGGCGCGGCGCGGGCGCGGGUCCCGGAGCCGAGGGUCGCGGAGGGCGGCGCCGGAGUUGGGGGUCCCAAAGUUUUGUCCCCCGCCACCCUGGCGGCGCUGGGCUGCGCCGGCUCGCGCCCCUCCUCCGCCCCGCGCCCGGCUCGGGGCGCCGCGCAGACCCCCGCCCGCCGCGGCACUCGGCGCCGGAGUGACUUGAGCACCAGUUUUCUGCGGAAUUUCCAGUUGGGGCGCCGGUAGGUCCGCGCCGUUUGCCGGGCAAGGAGGCGUCUCUCCACCGCCCCCCGGCUGGCCGGCUGCGGGGCGCGGGGGCACGUCGGUGGGCUUGGUCCCCCUUGGGAUGGUCAGGAACCGUUCGGAUCUGCUGCCUCUCUCGUCGCCGGUCCUCUCUGGCUCAUUGAUUCCGUUUGUAGCAUUUUCAGUAAAACACAUGCCUUGAAAACUCGCCGUGGGUCGCUGCGGGGCUCAGUUGCUCCUAGGCACUUGGAGGGCGUCGCGGGGAAGAGUUAAGCCGAAGAGCCGUCGGAGAGGGGCCGAGCCUCUCGGAGCCGCACUUGGCAGCAGGAGUUGGGGACUCCAGAUGCGAUGACACGGAACGUGUGAAACUCCGCGAGUCCAGCGCCCCCCGCCCCCAGCGCGAAGACUUCCUUUUUGCAGUUUUGAGCAGCGCCUCCAAGCCAACCUGUUUUUGUUAUUAAGCCUCUGCCCGUAAAGAAACAGGAAGGCGAGUAACAGCUGUCUUGCUGCAGUGGUUUCCAGUGGAACCGAGGGAGCGGACGGAGAGUGGUCGCAGGAUGGAGUAAGAUUGCUGCAUCUCCUGCGUUUCAAUGCCUGCCCGCAGCUCCAGCGAACCGAUCUGGCUGCGAGAAAAGCCUCAGGAUUUGUUGCGGCAGGUUGUUCAAAAGAUGACUGAGGGAAGAAUCAUAGAUCUUAAGCGGAUGCUGCAUAGACUAAAAUGUAAAGGAAACCUAAUCAAAAUAUUUACUCAACAGUGAACUUGGAGACCAUUAAAAAUAAACUCCCACUUUGAACAUUAUUUGACUGGAUAUCCAGUCACCGAUGUAUAUUCAGGAUGAGUGGGUUAGGAGAAAAUUUGGAUCCACUGGCCACUGACUCACGAAAACGCAAAUUGCCAUGUGAUACUCCAGGACAGGGUCUUACCUGCAGUGGUGAAAAGUGGAGGCGAGAGCAGGAGAGUAAAUAUAUUGAAGAAUUGGCUGAACUGAUAUCUGCAAAUCUUAGUGACAUCGACAAUUUCAAUGUCAAACCAGAUAAAUGUGCAAUUUUAAAGGAAACAGUAAGACAGAUACGUCAAAUAAAAGAGCAAGGAAAAGCCAUUUCCAGCGAUGAUGAUGUUCAGAAAGCUGAUGUAUCUUCUACAGGACAGGGGGUUAUUGAUAAAGACUCUUUAGGACCACUUUUACUUCAGGCAUUGGAUGGUUUUCUGUUCGUGGUGAAUCGAGAUGGAAAUAUUGUAUUUGUGUCAGAAAAUGUCACACAAUACCUGCAAUAUAAACAGGAGGACCUGGUUAAUACAAGUGUCUAUAAUAUUUUGCAUGAAGAAGACAGAAAGGAUUUUCUUAAAAACUUACCGAAAUCUACAGUUAAUGGAGUUUCCUGGACAAGUGAGACUCAGAGACAAAAAAGCCAUACUUUUAAUUGCCGUAUGUUAAUGAAAACACAUGAUAUUCUGGAAGACAUGAGUACCAGUCCUGAAAUGCGCCAGAGAUAUGAAACAAUGCAGUGCUUUGCCUUGUCUCAGCCACGAGCCAUGAUGGAGGAAGGGGAAGAUUUGCAGUCCUGUAUGAUCUGUGUGGCUCGGCGCAUUACUACAGGAGAAAGAGCAUUUCAGUCAAAUCCUGAGAGCUUUAUUACUAGACAUGAUCUUUCAGGGAAGGUGGUCAAUAUAGAUACAAAUUCAUUGAGAUCUUCUAUGAGACCUGGCUUUGAAGAUAUAAUCCGAAGGUGUAUCCAGAGAUUUUUCAGUCUUAAUGAUGGCCAGUCAUGGUCCCAGAAACGUCAUUAUCAAGAAGCUUAUAUUCAUGGCCACGCAGAAACCCCAGUGUAUCGAUUCUCGUUGGCUGACGGUACCAUAGUGACCGCACAAACAAAAAGCAAGCUCUUCCGAAAUCCUGUAACAAAUGAUCGUCAUGGCUUUGUCUCAACCCACUUCCUUCAGAGAGAACAGAAUGGGUAUAGACCAAACCCAAAUCCUGUAGGACAAGGCAUUAGACCUCCUGUAGCCGGAUGCAACAGUUCUGUAGGAGGCAUGAGCAUGUCGCCAAACCAAGGGUUACAGAUGCUGAGCAGCAGGGCUUACGGCUUGGCAGACCCCAGCUCCACAGGGCAGAUGAGUGGAACGAGGUAUGGGGCUUCCAGUAACAUAGCCUCAUUGACCCCGGGGCCAGGCGUGCAGUCGCCAUCCUCCUACCAGAACAAUAGCUACGGGCUCAAUAUGGGCAGCCCCCCACGUGGCAGUCCAGGUCUUGGCUCCAGCCAGCAGAGUAUCAUGAUUUCUCCUCGUAAUCGUGGGAGCCCGAAGAUGGCGUCACACCAGUUUUCUCCUGUUGCAGGUGUGCACUCUCCCAUGGGGUCUUCUGGCAACACUGGGAGCCACAACUUCUCCAGCAGUUCUCUCAGCGCUCUGCAGGCCAUCAGCGAGGGUGUGGGCACCUCCCUUUUAUCCACUCUGUCUUCACCAGGCCCCAAAGUGGAUAACUCGCCUAAUAUGAAUGUAACACAGCCAAGUAAAGUGACCAGUCAAGAUUCCAAGAGCCCCCUAGGCUUGUACUGUGAUCAGAAUCCAGUGGAGAGUUCAAUGUGUCAGUCCAAUACCAGAGAUCACCUCAAUGACAAAGAAAGUAAGGAGAGCAGUGGUGAAGGGUCAGAGACUCAAAGGGGCCCUUUGGAAAGCAAAGGUCAUAAAAAGUUGCUGCAGUUACUUACCUGCUCUUCUGAUGACCGAGGUCGUUCUUCCUUGACCAACUCCCCUUUGGAUUCAAAUUGUAAAGACUCUUCUGUUAGUGUCACCAGCCCCUCUGGAGUCUCCUCCUCAACAUCAGGAGGAGUGUCCUCCACCUCCAAUAUGCAUGGGUCACUGUUGCAAGAAAAGCACCGGAUUUUGCACAAGUUGCUGCAGAAUGGGAAUUCACCAGCCGAAGUAGCCAAGAUUACUGCAGAAGCCACUGGGAAAGAUACCAGCAGUACUCCUUCUUGUGGUGAAGGAAAUGUCAAGCAGGAGCAGCUAAGUCCUAAGAAGAAGGAGAAUAAUGCACUUCUUAGAUACCUGCUGGACAGGGACGAUCCUAGUGACACUCUCUCUAAGGAAUUACAGCCCCAGGUGGAAGGGAUGGAUAAUAAAGUGGGUCAGUGCAGCAGCUCCACCAUUCCUAGCUCAAGUCAAGAGAAAGACUCUCAAAUUAAGACAGAAGCAAAUGAAGAGGGAUCUGGAGACUUGGAUAAUCUUGAUGCUAUUCUUGGUGAUCUGACUAGUUCUGACUUUUAUAAUAAUCCCAUAUCCACAAAUGGCAGUCAUCUGGGGACCAAGCAGCAAAUGUUCCAAGGAACAAAUUCCCUGGCAGGUUUGAGAAGUCCACAGUCCAUGCAGUCUUCUCGUCCUCCAUAUAGCCGUGCAGUGUCUCUCGAUAGCCCUAUUUCUGUUGGCACAAGUCCUCCAGUAAAGAAUAUCAGUGCUUUCCCCGUGCUUGCAAAGCAACCUAUGCUGGGCGGGAAUCCAAGGAUGAUGGAUAGUCAGGAAAAUUAUGGCCCAAAUAUGGGUGGACCAAACAGAAAUGUGACCCUGAACCAAUCUCCCUCUCCAGACUGGGGCUUACCAAACCCAAAGGCCAGUAGAGUGGAACCUAUGAGUUCUAACUCCAUGGGAAGACCAGGAGGAGAUUACAGUGCUUCUCUACCCAGACCUGCAAUGGGGGGCUCCAUGCCCACUUUGCCUCUUCGGUCUAAUAGUGUACCAGGUGCAAGGCCAAUGUUGCAGCAGCAGCAACAGCAGCAGCAGAUGCUUCAAAUACGGCCUGGUGAGAUUCCCAUGGGAAUGGGGGUCAAUCCCUAUGGCCAAGCAGCACCACCUAAUCAACCAGGUUCCUGGCCAGAUGGCAUGCUGUCCAUGGAACAAGGGCCUCAUGGGCCUCAAAAUAGACCUCUUCUCAGGAAUUCCCUGGAUGGUCUCCUGGGGCCACCUUCUAACCCAGAAGGCCAGAGUGAUGAGAGAGCACUGUUGGACCAGCUGCACACGCUCCUGAGCAACACAGACGCCACAGGCCUGGAGGAAAUUGACAGAGCUUUGGGGAUCCCUGAACUUGUGAAUCAGGGACAAACUUUGGAGCCCAAACAAGAUGCUUUCCAAGGCCAAGAAGCAGCAGUGGUGAUGGAUCAGAAGGCAGCUUUGUAUGGGCAGACGUACCCAGCACAGGGGCCUCCAAUGCAAGGAGGCUUCAAUCUUCAGGGACAGUCACCGUCUUUUAACUCAAUGGUGACUCAGAUGAACCAGCAAGGCAGUUUCCCUCUCCAAGGAGUGCACCCCAGAGCCAGCAUGAUGAGAGCCCGGACAAACACUCCCAAGCAGCUUAGGAUGCAGCUGCAGCAGAGGCUGCAGGGCCAGCAGUUCUUGAAUCAGAGCCGGCAGGCGCUUGAAAUGAAAAUGGAAAAUCCCGCUGCUGCUGCUGCUGCUGCUGCUGCUGCUGCUGCAGUGAUAAGGCCCAUGAUGCAGCCCCAGCAGGGCUUCCUAAAUGCCCAGAUGGUGGCCCAGCGCAGCAGAGAGCUGCUGACUCACCACUUCCGGCAGCAGAGGGUGGCGAUGAUGAUGCAGCAGCAGCAGCAGCAGCAACAGCAGCAGCAACAACAGCAGCAGCAGCAGCAGCAGCAGCAGCAGCAGAGCCAGGCCUUCAGCCCACCCCCAAAUGUGACCGCUUCCCCCAGCAUGGAUGGGGUUUUGGCAGGACCCGCGAUGCCGCAAGCUCCACCGCAGCAGUUUCCAUAUCCACCAAAUUACGGAAUGGGACAACAACCAGAUCCAGCUUUUGGCCGAGUGUCUAGUCCUCCUAAUACAAUGAUAUCAUCAAGAAUGGGUCCCGCUCAGAAUCCCAUGAUGCAGCAUCCGCAGACUGCACCCAUGUAUCCAUCCUCAGAAAUGAAGGGUUGGCCAUCAGGAAAUGUGGCCAGGAACAGCUCCUUUCCCCAGCAGCAGUUUGCCCACCAGGGGAAUCCUGCAGCAUACAGCAUGGUGCACAUGAAUGGCAGCAGUGGUCACUUGGGACAGAUGAGCAUGAAUUCCAUGCCCAUGUCCGGCAUGCCCAUGGGUCCUGAUCAGAAAUAUUGCUGACAACUCUACACCUGGGCCUCUGAGGAAAUCACUGAACAGGUGACACUGCCCUAGGAUCAUCGGAGGUAAAGACCCAUUGUUCAGGCAUGCAGCUCUGAAGCAAGGACCAGCUUUGAUCUUCGUCAGGGGUUUUCCAAGUGAUGUUGUCUGAGCAGGACUGGAUCUGAAGCUGCAGCGCAAUAUCUACCUGUUCCCCCGUCCCCUACUUCUGUAUAUCAUGGUAUUCAAAACAAAUACUUUUGGCAUUCUGCCUCCUAGGGAUGUGAAUAUGAAGAUAUGGAGUGUUUAUUACAAAACUCCUGUGUCCCUUCCUUCUGCCUUGCUAGCCAGUCUUUCAGACAAUGUCAGUGGACCAGAGAGCAUGGGAGAAGCCAGGAGCCAUCAGAACCCCUGGUUUUUUAGUUGCAGUAUUGGACAAAGCAUAGUCCCAGUUCUCAAGUGUUUCUGUCACCACCAGUUUCCUGUUGACCAUUGUCCAGUGGAAUUGUCAUUCAAGUCCUGUCCUUCACUGAUGGUGUCAAGUUGCUUUGUCCCUUUCUUCGUUGUCCUAGGCUUUCUCCUAAUGAAGAUGUCCAUUUGGCCCUCAUGUCCUGUAACACUUCACCUCCAGGGUUUGUCAUGGGUGAUCAGUGGCUUUGCAGAAGGGAAAAUGAGAUGACAGUAUUUAACGGCAGCAGUGGCAAACUUUUCAUAUGCUAACGUGCAGCUGAGUGCACUUUAUUGAAAAAGUAAUGGAGAAAUGCAAUAUUCCCGAGGUCUUGAGGAACGAGGAGCCACAUUCCUGGUUUUGUCCACAGUAUUCUACUGGACAAGAACUAUGAUUUUUUUUUUUUUUUUUAAAGUACUGGUGUCACCCUUUGCCUAUAUGGUGGAGCAAUAAUGCUUUUUGAAAAUAAACUUCUGAAAACCCAAGGCCAGGUACUGCAUUCUGAAUCAGAAUUUCGCAGUGUUUCUGUGAAUAAGUCUUUUUUUUGUAAAUAUGACCUUUAAGAUAUUGUAUUAUGUAAAAUAUGUAUAUAUCUUUUUUUUGUAGGUCACAACAACUCAUUUUUACAGAGUUCAUGAAGCUAAAUAUUUAACAUUGUUGAUUUCAGUAAACUCUGUGGUGAGGCUCCGAACAGAAGAGACGCCCUGUCUCAUGGCCUGGGGGGGACAGUAGCCCACGCUUCCUCCCCCAGCCUUAGAUGCCUCACAUUGUUCAAUCUCUUAAUCUAAAUGCUUUUUAAGGAGGUCAUUUGUUUAGAUGUAGGCAUUUAAAAAAAUUUUUUUUAGCUCCUCUACCAGAGAACUAAGCACUUUCUUUUGGGGGAAAGAAUAGAUAUGGGAAAAUAAAAAAUAUCAGGAAUUUAAGCAACUUGAUUUAAAAAGAAUCUUUUGGAUUUUAAGCAGUCUAUAAAUUAACAACUCCUCCUUUCCCUUUUUUCAUUUAAACUGUGUAUGUUGCCUUUUCAUCCAUUUUAGGAGUGCUCUAAGAAAUUGGCCGCUGGGACCUGAAUCCCACACUGACAUCGCAGGAGUCAGGUCCCUGGGGUGGUUUCUGGUGUCUGCUCAGCUGUCUCGUCCCUGCUAGUCUGCUGUCACUGCUUCCCUGAGUUAGGACAGUGUCACGGCUAUUUCUUCAGGAGCUCAGUAUCCAGAGCAGCCAGUUUUGCUGUGGCUCAGCCAGUCUUUUCCCUCCCUGCUGCUACUUUGUGCCCUUGUCUCUCCUUGAUCCCUGUCCUAGUCAUUCUGGAGUAGGGGGAAAAAAAAUCAAGUUUAAUUCCCUUUAUCCGGGUUAUGUUUUUGGGUUCAAACAGUUGAAUAAAUUGGGUUUUUGGGCAUCUAUGAAUUUCAAACUGUCUCUGCUAGCCUUGGUGUCAUUUUCUAGCAAUAACUGAGAGCCAGUUGAUUUUUUUUCUUUUUUAACUUUCAUACUUUUAGCCAACCUUUUUAGAUGUCUCUUUAGAUAAGAUCAUUUAAUUUUCUUUGACAUACUUGAAUAAGUGAAGCCCGAUAUUUCUAGAACCACCACUAGAGUGGAUUUUAUUUUCUCAACAGUGUAUAGACCAUCAUGAGUUUGCUCUUCUCACUUGCCUCUCCCCAGAUUAAAAAUAAAUCUGACUGUAAAUCUGUAAACUUCCACCUGUUGGCCUGUGCUUUCCAGACGACAUCUUCUCCUGUGUGGAGACAGCCACAGCCAAGAGAGUCUUUCUCAGUCCCGUGGUUUUAGGGGUGUCUGAACUUUCCUCAUUCAAAUUAUAUAUCUGGGGAGGACAGAAUGGUGCUCCUACCUCUCUUGACUUUUAAAAAUUAGUUGAAACCAAACUUUCUUUUUUUCAGUCCUGACUGUAGGCUGACUGGAAGGCAGCAGCACCCACUUUUUGUAUGGGGAAAAUAAUGAGAUUAUAAGUUUUUAUAUUUUUUACUUAUUGAUUUUAUUGGUGCAAACUCAAGAUUUUGGUUUUCUUUUAAGGGAUGCAGUCUUUAAGAUGAUUUGUUGUUUUUAACCUUUAUUGUCCUUUCUCUUUCUUGGAUGAUUCUUUUUGUACUCCUGCUGCCUACCUCUCUUAAACUGUUCCCCCAGACCCCCCUUUUAAACCUAGGUAUCUGUUGGGUAAACAGUAUAUCUUUUCAUCUGCUUUUAGGAUGUGGGAUAUUUCCAGUACCUACUUUUUUGCUGAAUCCAAAGAUUAUAUAAAUAAAAAAUAUAUUUUAUGAAGAUCAGAAUGAUAUAAAGGAGAUACAUGUUUCUUCCUUUAAAAAAUAGAAGUUGCAUUGUUAAUGUUAUGAUGCCAUAACAUUUUUCUAAGUUGUGCAUCUGGAUUGAAAGGUGUAAAUAUCAUAAACAGUCCUGGUUUAUCAGUAUUGACUAUCUAAGGUGAGUUUGGGGGUACAUAGGGUUGUGCACUAUGGAAGGUGAGAGUCGGCCUGGUGUCCUCGCUCUUUGGACCAGAGGUAGAGCAGCUGGGCAAUAAGCCUUCCCGGCAUGCCGCUGUCUACUUGCAGAAGCCUGAGUUUUGUUCACGAGUAGGAAAUGCACAGGAGCAGGAACCUGGGCUGGAUACAGCACAGGAUGUGGGUGGUUUCCAGGCCAAGGCGCGGCGGUACUGGAAACCAAGCAGGGUGUUUUCUUUUUCUUCCCUCUUCUCUUUCUUUCUAGUAUAUGGAGUUUUGAAGAAGGUGGAAAUGUCAUUCUGAGAGCAAUAUUUAAAUUCUCAGGAAUUGACUGAAUAGUGUUGAGAAUGAAUUUGGUUUAAUCAAGUUUACAUUUAGUCAUUCUUUACCUUGCAAAGAAUUUAAACUAUGUGGGACGACUCAUGAAGUGGGGGUGGUGAGCUGUGACUGCUUUGCUGACCCUUUUGGAUGUUCUUGUAAAUAAAGGUUUCUAUUUAAAACCGGAGCCUAAGAGCAUGUGUCCCCCACUCUCACAGCUGUUGGAUUAAAGGUGGAAGGGACGGUUGAGGAGCAAUGGUGGCAGUGACUGUGAAUUUACCAGUUUUUUGUUGGUUUUUGCUAGGGCGCCUGGGCCUGUGGGGGCCCUGAAAAGCCUGGGACUGCUUUACAGAGCGUGGGCUCAGAGGUCCUCUGUCGAGAGGCCGGUCGGUCUGGGGGGCUCCUCCUCCUCCUGUUCUCGAACCCUGACCACCACCUGCACCAGGUUAUACUACCUGGUACGCGAAGAAGGGUUUGAGAAGGUGAGCUGCUGUCCUGUAGCUGCUGUCACGUGAGGCCUACCUGUGAGGUCCCUUCAAGAAUGGUAGAUUUUAGUCAGUUUAUAACCGUCCCUUCUCUAAAAAAUCCUUGAACUUCAAGGCGUCUCCAUCCAAAAAGGUAUGGCUGGUGGUAUCCUUAAAAGACAAAAACAAGCACUGCAAUGAAACCUCCCAAGAAUAGCCUUUUACAAAAUGUCAAAGACUUCUUCAUCCCAGCCGCCAGUCAUCAGCCGGAAUCAUGAACACAGCAAGACAAUACUACAAAAUUCUUACAAAUACAG